GGGGAAAGUGAGUUGCGUGGGCGCCGCGGCGGGGAGCGCAGUGCCGGGAGCGGAGCGCAGAGCCGAGGGGCGCCGCGUGCUGCUGGCCCGGGGGUCCUGUCUCUCCUGGGGCUGGCCAAGUCCCAUUUACCCAAGGAGGAAGUGAAAGUCCAGAGAGGGACCAUGGGCUCCAUGUUCCGGAGCGAGGAGGUCGUGCUGGUGCAACUCUUCCUGCCCACCUCCGCUGCCUAUACCUGCGUGAGCCAGCUGGGCGAGCUGGGUCUCGUGGAGUUCAGAGACCUCAAUGCCUCGGUGAGCGCCUUCCAGAGACGCUUCGUGGGGGAUGUUCGACGCUGCGAAGAGUUGGAGAAAACCUUCUUGUUCCUGCAGGAGGAGGUGCGGCGGGCCGGGCAGGUGCUGUCCCGGCCGGAGGGGAGGCUGCCCGCGCCCCCGCCCCGGGACCUGCUGCGCAUCCAGGAGGAGACGGACCGCCUGGCGCAGGAGCUCCGGGACGUGCGGGGCAACCAGCAGUCCCUACAGGUCCAGCUGCACCAGCUGCGGCUUCACGCUGCCGUGCUGGGCCAGGGCCACAGCCCGCCGCUGGCAGCCACCCACGCCGACGGGCCUUCGGAAAGGAUGCCCCUGCUCCAGCCCCCCGGGGGCCCGCACCAGGACCUGAGAGUCAACUUUGUGGCAGGUGCCGUGGAGCCCUCCAAGGCCGCCGCCCUCGAACGCCUGCUCUGGAGGGCCUGUCGUGGCUUCCUUAUCGCCAGCUUCCGGGAGACAGAACAACAGCUAGAGGACCCCGUGACGGGCGAGCCUUCGACGUGGAUGACCUUCCUCAUCUCCUACUGGGGCGAGCAGAUAGGGCAGAAGAUCCGCAAGAUCACGGACUGCUUCCACUGCCACAUCUUUCCGUACGCGGAGCACGAGGAGGGCCGCCUCGGGGCCCUGCAGCAGGUGCAGCAGCGGAGCCACGAGCUGCAGGAGGUCCUGGGGGAGACGGAACGCUUCCUGAGCCAGGUGCUGGCCCGCGUGCAGCAGCUGCUGCCGCCCUGGCAGGUGCAGAUCCGCAAGAUGAAGGCCGUGUACCUGGCCCUCAACCAGUGCAGCGUGAGCGCCACGCACAAGUGCCUCAUCGCCGAGGGCUGGUGUGCCGCGCGCGACCUGCCCACCCUACAGCAGGCGCUGCAGGACAGCUCGAGCGAGGCAGGGGUGAGUGCCGUGGUUCACCGCAUCCCCUGCCGGGGCAUGCCCCCCACGCUCAUCCGCACCAACUGCUUCACGGCCAGCUUCCAAGGCAUCGUGGACGCCUACGGCGUGGGUCGCUACCAGGAGGUCAAUCCCGCACCCUACACCAUCAUCACCUUCCCCUUCCUCUUUGCCGUGAUGUUCGGCGACGUGGGCCACGGGCUGCUCAUGUUCCUCUUCGCCUUGGCCAUGGUGCUCACGGAGAACCGGCCUGCCGUGAAGUCGGCGCAGAACGAGAUCUGGCAGACCUUCUUCAGCGGCCGCUACCUGCUCCUGCUCAUGGGCCUGUUCUCCGUCUACACCGGCUUCAUUUACAACGAGUGCUUCAGCCGCGCCACCGCCGUCUUCUCCUCUGGCUGGAGCGUGGCGGCCAUGGCCACCCAGUCGGACUGGAGUGACGCGUUCCUGGCCCAGCACCCGCUGCUCGCCCUGGACCCCAACGUCAGCGGCGUCUUCCUGGGACCCUACCCCUUCGGCAUCGACCCCAUCUGGAGCCUGGCCGUCAACCACCUGAGCUUCCUCAACUCCUUCAAGAUGAAGAUGUCCGUCAUCCUGGGGGUCACCCACAUGACCUUCGGGGUGGUCCUGGGAGUCUUCAACCACGUGCACUUCGGCCAGUGGCACCGGCUGCUCCUAGAGACCCUGCCGGAGCUGGUCUUCCUGCUGGGGCUGUUCGGCUACCUGGUCUUCCUCAUCGUCUACAAGUGGCUGCAAGAUUACGCCGCCAGGGCUGCCUCGGCCCCCAGCAUCCUCAUCCACUUCAUCAACAUGUUCCUCUUCUCCCGCAGCCCCACCAACCAGCCCCUCUUCCACGGGCAGGAAGCGGUGCAGUCAGCACUGGUGAUCCUGGCCCUGGUCAUGGUGCCCGUCCUGCUGCUCGGCACCCCGCUGUUCCUGCACUGGCGGCACCGCAGCCGCUCGCAGAGGGGGCCCGCUGGCCGACAGCCGGAUGAGGACAAGUCCGGGAUUCUGGACUCCUCCGAUGCAUCCGUGGCCGGCUGGGGCCCUGAUGAGGAGAAAGCGGGGUGCCCGGAGGACGGAGAGGAGGCCGAGGUGGGUGUGGUCUCCCCAGGUGUGCGUGUGGGGUGCCGGCCGCCACCCGGCCCGCCCCUCACAGCUGCCCGCCCCUCAGUUUGUCCUGUCCGAGGUGUUGAUGCACCAGGCCAUCCACACCAUCGAGUUCUGCCUGGGCUGCAUCUCCAACACGGCCUCUUACCUGCGCCUCUGGGCCUUGAGCUUGGCCCACGCCCAGCUGUCGGAGGUCCUGUGGGCCAUGGUGAUGCGCUCGGGCCUGGGCCUGGGCCGCAAGUUGGGCGUGGCAGCCGUGGCGCUGGUCCCCGUCUUCGCCGCCUUCGCCGUGUUGACCGUGGCUAUCCUGCUGGUGAUGGAGGGGCUCUCGGCCUUCCUGCACGCGCUGCGGCUGCACUGGGUGGAGUUUCAGAACAAGUUCUACUCAGGCACUGGCUACAAGCUGAACCCCUUCACCUUCGCUUCAGAGGAGGGCUAGUGUCUGUUUGUGGCCGCACCCUGGUCCCUGCCCUUAGCUCCGGAGACAAGAAAUAAAGAUGUAGGACUGGGAA
Molecule: messenger RNA, 2810 nt
Organism: Leopardus geoffroyi (Geoffroy's cat)
Lineage: Eukaryota; Metazoa; Chordata; Mammalia; Carnivora; Felidae
Gene: TCIRG1
Product: T cell immune regulator 1, ATPase H+ transporting V0 subunit a3
Exons: 20
Coding region: 163-2793 (876 amino acids)
Biological process (GO): vacuolar acidification; proton transmembrane transport
Cellular component (GO): vacuolar proton-transporting V-type ATPase, V0 domain; plasma membrane; vacuolar proton-transporting V-type ATPase complex
Molecular function (GO): ATPase binding; proton-transporting ATPase activity, rotational mechanism
Source: RefSeq, a predicted model, not a curated record